UCUUUCAGUUCGAUCAGCUGUUUUGAAGAAGUCCUCAAAUCCCUCAAAGCGCUUGCAAGCUGUCGCCAGGAAUGAUUAGCAACAUCAAUUAUGGAGCGAGUUUUGAACGGCCCUGUCAGUCGGCAGUCAGUUUCGCUUUCAGUUGAUAAGUUUUGAUUGAGAGCCUUCUGCUUCAGCCAGCAGCAGCAGUUGAGAAUUCUACCGCGAUGAAGGUGGGCAUCGUUUGGUGCUUGGUCGUCUUGCUCGGUAGGAGUUUUGUGCAAGCCUACCACUCGCAGCUGGUACCAAUCGCGGAUCCGUCAAACCACUCCGGAAUGGUAACCGGCCUUUCGGAAAUGAUCAAUCUGCUGUCACCGAAAACGUUGGUUCUACUGGUCCUGAACGAAACAAAAAUCCACAAAAUCGACCGCCUUACGGUGGCGAUUCAUUCUUACAACAUUCCGACCUGUAUCUUCUACGACCUGGAACAGUACUUCGAGUACAUUGCUAAUAACUUGAAAAACUCACUGGAUACAACAAGCUUGCUGCUUUGCCACCCGGCAGACAUGCUGGUGGAUUUGGUAGAUCGACGACUCGCCCAUCGUCUGAGCUUGUACAUCUUUUACUGGGGUGCUCGCCGACUUCCGGCCGGUUUCGAUCGAGCCCUGCUGAGGGAACCUCUCCGCGUGGCGGUCAUUACGAACCCGAAGAAGAAGAUCUUCCGGAUAUUCUACAACCAGGCCAAGCCGAACAACCUCGGCGAACUGCUGAGCGCGAAUUGGUUCGAUGGAAGCGACAUGACCUUCAAGCGGGUUCCACUUCUACCGACUCCAACGGAGGUCUACAAGAACUUUGAGGGUCGGGUGUUUACCAUCCCGGUUAUCCAUAAACCUCCGUGGCACUUCCUGAGCUACACCAAUCUGAACGAGUCGUGCAACGAUACGGAUACGGAGUUUGACAUGGCUAACGUGACGUCCUUUCAGGUAACUGGUGGUCGGGACCACAAUCUAAUGCAGCUGAUCGCUGCAAGGAUGAACUUUACCUUCCGGUACAUUGAACCGGAAGAAAAAAUACAAGGGACAGCCAUGGGCUCGGGUGACAACGUGAGCAUUUCCGGUGCGCUGGGAAUGCUUCAACGUCGGGAGGUCGACCUGUUCCUCGGUGACGUCGCCGUCACUUGGGAACGCAUGCAAGCGGUGGAGUUUUCGUUCUUCACCUUGGCCGAUUCGGCGGCGUUUGUAACGCACGCGCCUAGAAAGUUGAGCGAAGCGUUAGCGUUAGUGCGACCGUUUCAGGUUACGGUGUGGCCGCUGGUGAUUUUCACAAUCAUUCUGUCGGGACCGGUACUUUACCUGAUCAUAGCUAUGCCAUUCCGGCUGGAGGACUGGAUGAAGGGUACGCUGGAUAAGGCUCGCCGAUUGCAGGUUCGUCGAGGGCCACCCUUUUACGACAUGCAGUACAUCCGGGAAAUGGGAUACGGAUUGGUUCCGCGAGCGGACAUUGCAGGAACUCCGCAGCAUCCGAGUUUGAAUCGUUGCGUCUGGUACACGAUCAACGUGUACUUGAGACAGUCUGCUACCAUCCCUUACAACGGUCACGUGGCAAGGUUCUUCUCGAUUUUGCUUUGGCUCUGCGCAACCUACGUUUUGGGAGAUGUUUACUCUGCUCAGCUUACGUCCCAACUUGCACGCCCAGCUCGCGAAGGACCCAUAAACACCCUCGGUAAACUGGAAGAACUCAUGGAGUCGCCCGGAGGUGGCUACCAACUGCUCGUAGAACGCCAAAGUGCCUUUCAAGUUGCUUUGGCCAACAGCACCGGAAUCCUGCAGCGGCUCUACCGCAUAACUCAACGGCAUCCGGACAACGAGUCCUACCUCGUGGGCUCCGUCGAGGAGGGCAUUCAAAUUCUGCUCGUCAACUCGAAGCGUGCGGUCUUCGGGGGUCGCGAAACGCUCUACUUCAACACCAAACGCUACGGAGCCCACCGGUUUCAGCUGAGCGAUAACCUGUACACCCGCUACUCGGCCGUGGCCGUUCAGUUUGGGUCGCCGUUCCUGGACAGCCUGAAUGAAGUGAUCAUGCGCCUCUUUGAAGCGGGCAUCAUCGGAAAGAUCACCGUAGCGGAGUACGAGAGGAUGUUCGGUAGUAAGUCGGGUGGUCAAUUUGCGGAUGAAACCGUUGAGAGUACCAAGUCGGACGACGGAGUGGACGCGACCGGCAAGGCGAAGAAGAGUGCCGAGAGCAGCGAGAAGCUGCAGCCGAUGAAUCUGCGGAUGCUGCAGGGAGCGUUCCUGGCGCUGGGAUUUGGGCACUCCGUGGGAGCAAUCAUAUUGCUGGUAGAAAAUCAGCUAAAGGGCAUCAAAUCAGUGUACCAACGAUUUUUGGGCGUUCUGACUCGAACUGGUCGGGUCGUUCGCAAAAUUUGGACGGCGAUCCGACGUUCACUUCGAAAUUUGUACGAAGAGUAAUGAAACAUUUCGGAA
Molecule: messenger RNA, 2462 nt
Organism: Culex quinquefasciatus (southern house mosquito)
Lineage: Eukaryota; Metazoa; Arthropoda; Insecta; Diptera; Culicidae
Gene: Ir40a
Product: ionotropic receptor 40a
Exons: 7
Coding region: 207-2447 (746 amino acids)
Cellular component (GO): membrane
Molecular function (GO): ligand-gated monoatomic ion channel activity
Source: RefSeq, a predicted model, not a curated record